This is a messenger RNA of Paralichthys olivaceus (Japanese flounder), 2454 nucleotides long. The record is from RefSeq and is a predicted model, not a curated record. Lineage: Eukaryota; Metazoa; Chordata; Actinopteri; Pleuronectiformes; Paralichthyidae.
GUGUGUGUGUGUGACCCUGGAAUGCGGCUACGGAAGCUGAUUCCCGGCGACAGACAGGCGGAGUGUCCGGUGGUUGGUUUUGGAGAAAGGGAGGAAUCUAACUCCACCCUCCUGCCCGGACAGAGAGGAACCGUGUUAUUCACCCAAAAACAUAAAAACACACACGAGCUUCUCAUGUCCUCGGACACGGUGGGAUGUGUGGACCCUGAGGAGUGUGUUCGGGUGUGUGGGGCUGAGGUGGGAUGCUCCAACAUCGCCUUCCCCAAACUGGUCAUUGAACUGAUGCCAAGUGGCCUGCGGGGGCUCAUGAUAGCGGUGAUGAUGGCGGCUCUGAUGAGUUCAUUGACCUCCAUCUUCAACAGCAGCUCCACGCUCUUCACCAUGGACAUCUGGAAGAAAUAUCGGUCCCGGGCCUCAGAGAAAGAGCUGCUACUGGUCGGCAGGAUUGUGACGGUGAUCUUGGUGGUGGUGAGCGUGGUGUGGAUCCCCAUCCUGCAGUCGGCCAACAGCGGCCAGCUGUAUGUUUACAUCCAGUCUGUGACGAGCUACCUGGCUCCGCCCGUCACUGCUGUGUUCACUCUGGCUGUCUUCUGGAAAAGGACCAAUGAGCAGGGUGCAUUCUGGGGCCUGAUGGUGGGAUUGGUGGUGGGUGUGUGCAGGAUGGUGCUGGAGUUUGCUUUCCCUCCUCCUAGAUGUGGCGUCGUGGAUUCUGCCCCUGCAGUGCUGCGCAGCGUCCACUACCUCCACUUCGCCAUCCUGCUCUGUGGCCUCACCGCUAUCGUGGUUACUAUAGUAUCGCUGCUCACACCGCCGCCAACCCCGGAACAGUUGUGUAACCUGACCUGGUGGACGAUAACUGAGGAGCCACAAAGAGAAAUUCCUCUUCAGAAGGUUUCUUCUGUCAGCCACCGUAGCUCCCAGGGCUCCGAGUCAGCUCUGCGGGUGACGUGCGGUCAGAGGGUGCAGAGAUUGUGCAUCUCAGCAGUGCGGCGGUCGGAGGAGGCUCCAGCCCCCAGAGUUCCCACUCUUAGGGAGAGUGUGUUCUGGUCGAGGUUCUGCUGUGCUAACGCGCUGCUGCUGAUCAGCAUUAACAUCUUUCUCUAUGCGUACUUUGCCUGAGUGGAUAAUUUCCCAUCUAACAUCCUGCAGGUCCGUCCAACACAAACUUAAAAACUCUGCUCGUCUGCCAAAAACAACUGAAUUCUCCAGAUACAAGAAAGUGGAGAAACAAACAGGUUUUAUUGAAGCAGUUGUAGUUUCAGGUGCUGUAAAACAUCCAUAUUUUAAAAUAGCCAAUUCCUCACAAACCUGAUAGCUGAUAGUUUCCUGAUAGCAAAUAUUGAGACAUUCUUUUAUCUACAUCUGGUUCCACAUCUGGUGUCAAAUUACACAAAGGGAUUGCCAAUAAUAGAAGACACAUGUCAGACAUUUUCUUUUAAGUAAGUGGAAAAAGUCAAAAAUGCACCGUAUCACAAUGUUUUGAGCAGCUCAAUGUUGUCUGAUAAUAUCCUCUUAUUAUAUAUUAUAUAUUCUGUAUAUUUACAGAUGUGCUUUCAUGUUAUGGUUAAUAUUCAACUUCUGCCCCACUAUAAAAUAUUUGUUCCUAAAACUUAAAUCAUGUUAUAAACUAUAAAAUACUGUGAAGCUCGUGCCAAGCUAACAUCACUGCACGUCCUCGACAAGGAAAUAUAAGCAGAAUACAUUUAUGUGUUUUAGGUUGAAUGUGACUCUCAUAUUUCAAUUUUCCUUAUUAAUUCGUGUGAAUAUUGCUAACUAUACAUUUAUGUUGCUGGCCCCAUUUCUUUCGUGUAAGGUUUUGUGAACGUUUAGCUGUCGCACUAGUGUUCUUUCAUAAUAUUUAACUUUUAUAUUAAUAUAAAUCAGCCUUUUCUUUAUCCUGUCCUCAAAAAGACCGGUGUCAAUGAUUUAACUGUUUUCAAAAGGGCAAUUUGAAUCCAGAUGCAACCAAAUUAUAUUUAAAUAAUUAAAGAUUUUACAUUUUUUAUUAUUACAAAUCGGUUAAUCAAUUCUGAAAAGUGCCUAAUGCCCUGGUCUUCUGACUGACACUAACCUCAAGGCUGAGAAUCUCUAAUAUUGUGUUAAUGUUGUAAAUUUGUAUUGGUUAAAUCCUUGAAGAAGUAUUAAGAAGUACAAAGUGCUGGAUUGUGAAAAACUCCUGUCAAUUAAAAAGACAGGAACUUGUUAAUCAAAUGUUUUCUUCUCGUGAUAUCUCUAAUAAAUCUGAAGAUGCAUCCGAGCUGCCCAUGUUUGUCCACAAACGCAAAUUACAGUAUCAGAUAAUAUCACUCUUUAUUUGGCUUCUUUACAUUUAGUGGGGAGGAGUUUGGCGGCAUGAACAAUAUGGUAAAACCAGUCAGAUUUCAGGGCAGGCUGUGUGUGAACAGGAGGAAAUUAGGUCCCAGGAAAGCUGCUGAGGUUCAUUCAGGGCUACGA